AUGCUGUUGCUCGUCACCGUACGUGGCCAACGGUUGGUGGCCCUCCUCGACUCCGGCUCGACGACGAACUUCAUCCACGCCGACCUCCUCAGUCGCCUGGGGCUGACCACAACUCCGCACCCCUCGCUGUGUGUACUGGUGGGUAACGGGGACCGGGUGCCGUGCCAAGGGGUCGCCCGCGACGUCGUGCUCACCAUCGGCUCUGAGGAGUUCACUGUCACAUGCUUCGGCAUCACCUUGGGCGAGUUCGACCUCAUCCUGGACGUCGAGUUCCUCCGGACGCUCGGGCCCAUUCUGUGGGACUUCGAGAGUCUCUGCAUGACCUUCACACGCCGCGGCCGCCGCAUCCUGUGGCGCGGGUUGGGCGCACCACACAUCGACACCAAGGCGCCCAGCACCCACGCCGUCGCCGCCUCGACCGGGCAGCCCCUCCUCGACCGCCUACUACUUCAGUUCGCCGCGGUCUUCAACGAGCCUUGCGGCCUACCACUGGCGCGCCCGUACGACCACAGGAUCCACCUCCUGCCGGCUACCGCUCCUGUCACUAUCCGACCCUACCGCUACCCGCAGCUACAGAAGGACGAGCUGGAGCGGCAGUGCUCGGCCAUGUUGCAGCAGGGGAUCAUUCGGCCCAGCACCUCGUCGUUCUCCGCCCCAGUGCUCUUGGUCCGCAAGCCGGACAACUCCUGGAGGUUCUGCAUCAACUACCACACCCUUAAUGCGAAGACCUCCAAGGACAAGUUCCCGAUCCCGGUGGUGGACGAGCUCCUCGAAGAGCUGCACGGCGCCAUUUCUUCACGAAGCUGGAGUUACGCUCGGGCUACCACCAGCUCGUCUUGGACGGAGCACCUGCAGCACGUCGUCGUCGUCCUACGGGCUCUUCAGGAUCACCACCUCCACCUCAAGCGCUCCAAAUGCUCAAUUGGGGCAUCCUUGGUGGCCUACCUCGGCCAUGUGAUCUCCGCUAGGGGUGUGGCCAUGGACGCUGACAAGGUGGAGACCGUGGCUUCGUGGCCUGUCCCGCGCUCCGCUCGUGCACUGCGGGGUUUCUUGGGGCUGGCCGGCUACUACCGGAAGUUCAUUCGGAACUUCGGGAUCAUCGCCGCCCCGCUUAUGCGUCUCUUGCGGCGAGACGCGUUCGCUUGGGACGAGCGCCGAGGCGGCAUUCCGGGCGCUUAA
Messenger RNA from Panicum virgatum (switchgrass), 1179 nucleotides. RefSeq lists its product as uncharacterized. The coding region runs from base 1 to 1179 and encodes 392 amino acids. NCBI's taxonomy places the organism in Eukaryota, Viridiplantae, Streptophyta, Magnoliopsida, Poales, Poaceae. The record is from RefSeq and is a predicted model, not a curated record. The transcript has 2 exons.